Messenger RNA from Candida dubliniensis CD36, 795 nucleotides. RefSeq names its product thioredoxin peroxidase (gene DOT5). Gene Ontology annotation, cellular component: cytoplasm. The record is from RefSeq and is a predicted model, not a curated record. The coding region runs from base 1 to 795 and encodes 264 amino acids. Gene Ontology annotation, biological process: cell redox homeostasis; cellular response to oxidative stress. The transcript has a single exon. Gene Ontology annotation, molecular function: thioredoxin peroxidase activity. NCBI's taxonomy places the organism in Eukaryota, Fungi, Ascomycota, Pichiomycetes, Serinales, Debaryomycetaceae.
AUGCCUGAAUUACGUCGUUCUGCAAGAGUUGCUGCUAGACCUACCAAAGAACCAGAGGCUGCCGUCGAACAACCACCAACUAAGAAAGCUAAAACAACUUCCACCAACACAGCAAAACCCAAUGCUGGUUUGGAGAUUGGUGAAAAAAUUCCAGAAAUUACCUUGCUAAACCAAGAUGGAAAAGAGAUAAACUUAGCUGAAGUUGCCAAGGGAUCUAAAUAUGUAGUUAUUUUUGCUUUUCCACGUGCAUCCACCAGUGGCUGUGCUAGACAAGUAUCUGGAUUCAGAAAACUCGACAAGGACUACAAGGACGUUGCAAUCUUUGGUGUUUCUUCUGAUAGCAUCAAAGCUCAGAAGACUUUCCAAACCAAACAAAGUGCUGAGUACGAUUUGUUAUCUGAUCCGGAAAAAAAGUUGAUUGGUGCUUUAGGUGCUAAAAAACACCCUCUGGGGAUUAUUAGAUCACAUUGGAUUUUUGUUGAUGGUGUCUUGAAAGUCAAGCAAAUUCAAGUAUCUCCAGAAGUUAGCUUCACAAGUGCUGAAGAAGAAAUUAAGAAAUUCAUUAAUGAAAAUGAAAACAGCAAAGAAGCCACUGAAAACGAUACCAUCAAGGAAGAACUUAAAGAGGAACCUCAACAAGAUAACAGUAAGGAAGUAAACGACGACAAUACCAAACAGACUGACGAGAAAGCCACUGAACUGGCUCAAGAUGAAGUCAAAAAUGUUUCGGAGGAAAGCAAAGGUUUAGUCGAAAAAUCAACUGAGGAACCUAAAACAGAAGCGCCAGCUAUUUAA